UUAAGAAAUUUGCUCGAAGUCACCAAGUUAGUCAGUGGCAGAAGAGGGAGUUAACAUAUCUACCUCUUUAUCCUUCACGAAGUAUUUUCCUUUGAAACAAAGGUAGAAGCUAAGUUUUCCUCUUGUAUACCCGUAACCAUUUAUCCUAUUAUAUCCAUAGCUCUUUAGCAUAAGGGGGGUGGGGGAAAUUCAAAGAUGGAAAUAAACAUUUAUUAAGUAAAUUUCACUUCUUUGGGAUAUAAAACAAGUAAUUAUCCUUCCAUGAAUGCUGAGUUGUAGAAGGAGACAAUUUCUGAAGUCAAUAUCAAAAACUGCCUUGUUCGCAGUGAGAAUAGAGCUUCAAAUGUUAUAGCAGAAGGUCUUUAGAACCCAUGAAAGGAAGAGGAAAACAUGAUCCCUUCUUUCCACACCACCCCUAAAAGCCAAUUAACUACCAACUAUAUUAAAAAAAGAACAUUAACACUCCAAAGCCCCUCCCAUGUCCUCAAGCUCCUUUACGGUUGAUUAACUGAACUAUCUUUCCCGUUCAGGUAGCUGAAGAUAAAGACCCUUCCAAAGCCAAUGAAUGAGACUAAUCAUUCUCAGGUGACCGAAUUUGUGCUGCUGGGACUCUCUACUUCUCAGGAACUCCAGCCUUUCUUGUUUGUCCUAUUUUCUGUACUCUACCUAGCUAUCCUGCUGGGCAACUUUCUCAUCAUCCUCACUGUGACCUCAGAUGCUCGCCUUCAUACCCCCAUGUACUUUCUCCUUGCAAACCUCUCUUUUAUAGAUGUAUGUGUAGCCUCUUUUGCUACACCAAAAAUGAUUGCAGACUUACUGGUAGGGCGGAAGACUAUUUCUUUUCAAGCCUGUAUGGCCCAGAUUUUCUUCGUCCAUCUCUUUGCUGGUGGUGAAAUGGUGCUCCUUGUGUCUAUGGCCUAUGAUCGUUACUUUGCUAUAUGCAAACCUCUCCACUACAUGACAAUCAUGAGCCGCCAUGUGUGUAUUAUUCUUGUCCUCAUUCCAUGGUGUGUUGGCUUCAUCCAUACUGUUAGCCAGUUGGCAUUUACUGUUAACUUACCUUUCUGUGGUCCUAAUGAGGUAGAUAGUUUCUUCUGUGACCUCCCUCUAGUGACCAAGCUAGCCUGCAUUGACACUUAUGUUGUCAGUCUACUAAUUGUGGCAGACAGUGGCUUUCUUUCUAUGAGUUCCUUCCUCCUCUUGGUGGUCUCCUACACGGUGAUACUGAUCACAGUGAGAAAUCGCUUCUCUGCUAGCAUGGCAAAGGCCCGCUCCACACUUACUGCCCACAUCACUGUGGUCACAUUGUUCUUUGGACCAUGUAUUUUCAUCUAUGUAUGGCCUUUCAGUGGUUAUUCAGUAGACAAAGUUCUUGCUGUGUUCUACACCAUCAUUACUCCCAUCUUAAACCCAGUUAUCUACACUCUAAGAAACAAAGAGAUGAAGGCUGCUAUGUCAAAACUGAAAAACCGGUAUCUGUAGCCUGGCCAGGCAUCAACAGUCAUAAGAAAUGCUUUUGUCCUGGAAACAAAAUAAGCCCACAAGACCAUUGUCACUUUAGUCUUGUCUCUAGACUGUUACAAAUGUAAUUGCUGGGAUGUUAAAGCAAAUCAUUUUGACUAGUGGAAAGGACUGAUUGAGUAACUGGGAUUAAAGGAUGAUUUUCUAUGAUAAUAUAAAAGUAAUAGAAUGAAUGUUAGCCAUUUUAAUAUUCUUCCCUGCACUUUUUUUUUCCUCUCUUUUUAUUUCUGUUUGCACUUUUUUAUUGUUUAUUCAAAUCAUACCUAAGACGCGGGUUUAUUGGCUGUGAACCAAUGGGAAAUGACAUUUACUCACAAAUAAACUGUGCCCUUCCUUCUCAAAAAAGUACUGUUCAGACCCCACUUUUGAAUGAUAACGGGUAUAUUUCUUUAUACCAUAGAUAUAAUAGAUAUACUUACAUAAGUAACUUACGAUAUAUACCAGAUGAUGUAUUAUGUACAAUAUAUGAAAUACCUAGU
Molecule: messenger RNA, 2000 nt
Organism: Loxodonta africana (African savanna elephant)
Lineage: Eukaryota; Metazoa; Chordata; Mammalia; Proboscidea; Elephantidae
Product: olfactory receptor 4K15-like
Exons: 1
Coding region: 562-1482 (306 amino acids)
Biological process (GO): G protein-coupled receptor signaling pathway
Cellular component (GO): plasma membrane
Molecular function (GO): G protein-coupled receptor activity; olfactory receptor activity
Source: RefSeq, a predicted model, not a curated record